This is a messenger RNA of Cotesia congregata, 744 nucleotides long. Lineage: Eukaryota; Metazoa; Arthropoda; Insecta; Hymenoptera; Braconidae. The record is from the annotation of a GenBank genome assembly.
CGUAAUCACUUAUCAGAGCAGCAUUUAAUGGAAUUAUCAGCGGUUUUAGGAGUCAUCUGGACUCUCAGUCUUCUAAGUUUUCUAUUCAGCGCUAGUUUGAGUAUUCCACCGUUCGUAAAUCCUCUAGUACUUGUUUGCAUUAUGAUAGCAUUCAUUUUAAAUCCUCUAAAAAUAUUUCGCCACGAAGCGCGGUUCUGGUUACUGAGAAUAACAUGGAGAAUGAUAAUAGCACCAUUUGCGUUUGUAAAUUUCGCGGACUUCUGGCUGGCUGAUCAAUUAAACAGUCUUGUAACACCGUUGCUGGACUUUCAUUUUUUAAUUUGUUUUUAUUUAACCAACGGCGAUUGGUUGCAAGCUCACGACACUACGCAAUGUAUGUCCGGGUCUCUUAUUGUCAGACCUAUUGUAAAUUGUCUCCCUGCGUGGUUUAGAUUCGCCCAGUGUCUCAGGCGUUACAAAGAUUCCAAAGAAGCUUUUCCGCAUUUGGCUAAUGCUGGGAAAUAUUCAACAACUUUUUUAGUUGUUAUUUCAAAUACUCUGAGGUCUUAUUACGCAGAUCAAUAUAAAAGCAAUUGGGAAAAUCCGUGGCUAUGGUUUUGGUUAGCAAGCUGUAUUAUAAAUUCUAUUUAUUCUUACACUUGGGAUAUAAAAAUGGAUUGGGGGUUGUUAGAUAGUAAUGCUGGAGAAAAUAAAUUUUUACGUGAAGAAGUUGUUUAUUCUUCAGCUGUAAGUUUUUUUUUAUAA